Messenger RNA from Aquila chrysaetos chrysaetos, 5937 nucleotides. It is a transcript of the gene SLC33A1, whose product is annotated as solute carrier family 33 member 1. The coding region runs from base 167 to 1798 and encodes 543 amino acids. Gene Ontology annotation, molecular function: acetyl-CoA transmembrane transporter activity. NCBI's taxonomy places the organism in Eukaryota, Metazoa, Chordata, Aves, Accipitriformes, Accipitridae. Gene Ontology annotation, cellular component: membrane. The record is from RefSeq and is a predicted model, not a curated record. The transcript is spliced from 6 exons.
GGCGGGGCGGCGGCCGUUGGCGGUCGCCGGGGCCGGCUGCGCGGCGUCUCCUCAGCGGCGGCGACAGCUCCCGCCUCGGCCGCUUCGGCCCGCGGGGGACGCGGCACGGCCCCCGGGCCGCCGCUGCCGCCGCCGCCGCUGCCGCCGCCGCAGCCGGGUGGAGAACAUGUCGCCCGCCAUCGCAGCUAAGGAGGGCGGCCGGCAGCGCCGGGCCGGGAGCCACCACCACUGCCUGGACGUGAGGAGCGAGGCGCCGCCCGCCCUGGCGCUCUGUGGGGACGGGCUGCCGGGCGGCGAGGCCGAGGCGCUGCUGCCGGCGGAGGCGGGUUCGCGGGGUUCGCGGGGGUGCCGGGCGGAGCUGGGCAGCAUCCUGCUGCUGCUGGUGCUGUACGUGCUGCAGGGCAUCCCGCUGGGGCUGGCGGGCAGCGUCCCCCUCAUCCUGCAGAGCAAGAGCGCCAGCUACACCGAUCAGGCCUUCUUCAGCUUCGUCUUCUGGCCCUUCAGCCUCAAGCUGCUCUGGGCCCCCUUGGUGGACGCCGUCUACCUGCGGGGCUUCGGCCGCCGCAAGUCCUGGCUGGUGCCCACGCAGUACGUCCUGGGGCUCUUCAUGAUCUACAUGUCCACCCAGGUGGAUGUGCUGCUGGGCGACGGGGAGGGCCGGGGCCCCGACGUGGUGGCCCUCACUGUGACUUUCUUCCUCUUCGAGUUCCUGGCGGCGACGCAGGACAUCGCGGUGGACGGCUGGGCCCUGACCAUGUUGUCCAGGGAGAACGUGGGCUACGCCUCCACCUGCAACUCCGUGGGCCAGACGGCCGGCUAUUUCUUGGGCAACGUCCUCUUCCUGGCCCUCGAAUCGGCCUCCUUCUGCAACAAGUACCUGCGGUUCCAGCCCCAGCCCCAAGGGAUUGUUACCCUCUCAGAUUUCCUGUUUUUCUGGGGAGCUGUCUUUUUAAUUACCACUACACUGGUUGCCCUUUUGAAAAAGGAAAACAAGGAACUAACACCAACAAAAGAAGAAACAAAAGGCAUCACUGAUACAUACAGGCUUCUAUUCUCAAUAAUCAAGAUGCCAGCAGUUCUUACUUUCUGUCUCUUGAUUCUCACAGCAAAAGUUGGAUUUUCAGCAGCAGAUGCUGUAACAGGACUCAAAUUGGUGGAAGAGGGAGUCCCAAAAGAGCACUUAGCUCUGCUGGCAGUUCCAAUGGUUCCUUUACAGAUAAUAUUGCCUCUGAUUAUCAGCAAAUACACAGCAGGCCCCCAGCCACUGAACACAUUUUACAAAGCUAUGCCUUUCAGAUUACUGCUCGGUCUGGAAUUUGCUUUUUUGGUAUGGUGGACUCCUAAAGUAAAACAUGAAGGAGGAUUUCCUGUCUACUACUACGUUGUAGUAUUGUUGAGUUAUGCUUUACAUCAGAUCACGCUGUAUAGCAUGUAUGUUGCAAUAAUGGCUUUCAACGCCAAAGUCAGCGAUCCGCUGAUUGGAGGAACCUACAUGACACUUCUAAAUACUGUGUCAAAUCUGGGGGGGAACUGGCCUUCCACUGUUGCACUCUGGCUUGUGGAUCCACUCACGGUGAAAGAGUGUGCAGGGGCCCGGGAACAGACCUGUGGAACUACGGUUGCUGCAGAACUCUGCGCAAAAGCUGGUGGUUCCUGUGUUACUACCUUGGAUGGUUACUAUGUGGAAUCUGUCAUUUGUGUCAUUCUGGGAUUUGGCUGGUGGUUCCUACUUGGGCCAAAAUUUAAAAAGCUUCAGGACGAAGGACAGACUUCGUGGAAGUGCAAGAGGACCAACUGAUGCAGUUUAAAUAUUGGAUGGACUGCCAAGGUCAUUUUAGUUUUAUUACAAAGACAUAUCCCAUAACAAAUAAACAGGAAUAUAGGUACUUUUAAAUGCCACAUCACUGGAAAAAUGGGUGGCUGAGGCAGUGGUAUGUUUGUAUGUGAUACCACUUGCCCUCCCAAUAUGAAAAUGUAAGUUCAGAAAGUAAUUGUUAAAAAAUGGCACCUAUGUACUACAUACAUAUCCCAGAGCUCUAGCUUCAGUCAUGGCUGCUGGUAUAACCAACGUCUGAAUUUCUAUAUAGUAACUAUGGAAAAGCUAAUUGUGCCAUGUCUGUCUAAACAGCAGCAUUGUCAGCUAAGUUCCAGCUCUUUAUUUUCAAACAGAAGUGAUCUGACACAGGGAAUUGACCCGGGGAAGGAUGUCAAAGGCAUUUUGACUUGUAGGUUAAGAGUGUUGUCCUAUGGAAUUCCUUGUGGGAAGACAAACAUAAAAUGUCUGUGGGCUUUGUUUCUUCUCACUUUCUGAACUGUAAUCACACCUCAAAGGAUGAAAUGUUUCAGAGAUUCUUUUAAGUGUAUUUUCUGGCUUUUAUAAGCUUUAAAGAUUUAUAAGAAAAUAUUUUUAUAAAAAAAUUACACUUGUUUAAUUUAUUUCCGCUGUUUCAAAGCAUUUUGAUUUACAUUCAAGAUACUUUCGUGAUGAAAAAUUGCUGUAAGGUAGGACUUAAGAGUAACGCACAAUAUUCUAAGCCUUGAGUCCUGAAGAUGUAAACUGGAUAGUGUAGCAGCUAGCACACAAAAGACAGGCUUCAAAAGGAGAGGGCAUGCAGGCCUUUGGAAAGCAGUUGUUAUUGAGGGAAUGAAUUGAUAGUGUUGGUUCCUCUAUGUCACUAAAAUUUGAGCAUUCAGUUUCAAAAUCAGUGGAAAAAAUGUGACUAUUCCCAGCUAGGGGUAAGAAAAUUUGAUCAGUGCCUUUGAAAGUGAUUUGGUGAUGACAAACUUGCCAAAUUCCCAGCGAGUUGAUGUACGACUUGCUGUCACAUAAAUCAAACAAGUUAAAACCCUGUGGUAGAGCUGCUACAGAAAUUUGUUACUGAUGCUGUGUAGUGGAAACAUUCCAGUUGCAUUUAUCAAAAAUGACUUCCCUCCUGAGUGCCUUAGUGACGUACAGCAAGUGUACUGUAUGCCUAGAGAGAGGGCACUUGGACAUUGUUGGAUGUAUACGGUACAUCAUUAUUAAAAAAAAAAACUAUUAAAAAUACCUUUGAAAGGUACAUGAUUUUCUUUUCCAUUCUGUGUUUCUUGCCUUGUCAAUAUUUUUGAAGUAUUGCAAUCCUGAGCUUCGUGUUCCAAACUCCGGAGGGGGGUGUGGAUCUUUUGUUACUGUGUUUCAGGAAAAAAGUAAAUCAGUACCAACUUUUGACUGACUGGAGGGGAUGUAGGGGUGUGUACAAAGUGUCUAGGUGAGGUAAGGAGUAAGAAGGUGUCCAGAAGAGGACAGUGUGACCAAGUGCUUCCUUGGGCACUGAAGCCUGUUCCUCUGUCUCUUCCCCUCUCCCUUCUCAGUGACACCCUUGACGGUCAGUGGAAAGCCAAACCCUGAGCUGUCGACCUCCCCCGGCUGUGAUCUGCGGUGCAGCCACAGCACGUUCUCACAAUUUGUUUCAAGUACAGCAAAACCAGUCAAGCUAAAUAAAAGCAUGUUGUUUUUACUCCCCAAACUAAGUGUCUUCCAAUUUCACCUCUCCAUAAGCACAAAAAGAAUAUAUUGGAGAUGUGUAGUCAAGGGUGGAUGCAUCUUUCAGCCCUAGCCGGAUCAUCUCUACUGGAUUAGCUAUGUAUGAGGCACUUCAGUUCUGUGUCUUUAAGUGGCCCGUUGUUCCAGUACUUUAAUCGCAUCUUGUCCAUUGCUGGGGAUUUUUUUUUUUUUUUUUAAACUUUUCUAACUCAGAGGAAAAACUUCUCAAGUGCAGAAUAUGGGAAAUUAAAUAUGUAGGUGUUUUAGAGUUGGCUUUUACUUUGCAAUUUUGUUUCACUAUUUCUUAAGGUGCCAGUGAAACUUGUUAUUAAUAAAGAUGGGUUGAGGAUUGCUUAUCAGUAUGUUAGAUGAUCUUGACAACAUCAGAAUUAAACAUAAACUCCAAAUCAGUAGUAAUAUAUAUGAAAUGUGACUAAAUUAAAUAACUGUCUCCUCUUUCAAACUAGAGAAACAACUGAUGUAUUAGGUUUUUUAAUCUGUGUUGCUAUGUUGUAACACAAGUCAGAAAUGUUACUGCUAUACCAGCUGAUUAGCAGGUUGCUGAAAAGAGCCAGUAAACUUUUGGUCUUGCUACAUUUUUUUCCUCCCAACCCUGUUUUAAAGUGAAAUAAUUUAUUUUUUUGAAAGAAUAGAAUUAUUGUAGACUUAUGUAUCUUUAACAUUAAAGAAAAAAAACUUUUUAAAAAGGCAAGAAGAAAGAAGCAACCCAGCCUCUUCCUUGAGAGUCUGUUACUAAAAUGGGAGCUGGAGAAGGGGAAUGGUACCGGGUCCUGCUAUAGAUCCCUUAGUUACUGCAGGGGCUUUCUGCUCCUACCUGGCAUGAGCGGGCCCGGGGGGGGGGGGGGUGUCAGAUGUGUGUUAUCUCUAGCAGAAGAGAAAUAGCAGAAACCGUAUUUUUGUAGGUAAAGGGUUUGUCCUGGUUUAAAUUCCUGAGCAGGAUCAUCGUGAAGCGAGACGGGUGCCUGGGGAGAGGGUAGAGUGAAGGGUCGGUGCAGGAGGACACAGGGAGGGGAGGUGGAGAGCAAGAGCUCUCCCCUUCGGUGCCAUUAGACAUGGCUGUCGUUACAGGGACUUACUGUGCAGGAAAGUCAUCAUCACCUGCACUCGCAGGUGUAGUUUGUUGUCGUUUCCCAAGACUUCCUUAAGAGGCAAAUACUGGUGCUCUAAAAUUCUAUUCUGCAAUUCCGGUGCCUAGAAAGCGGGUGUGUAAGGCAAAGUUUAAGGUCUGACAAGCUGUGUAAAAUGGGAUUGCGCGCCCGUCACUGCUGCACCCAGCCUCCUGCAGCCCCGCGAGGAAAUGGCUGAGGAUUGAACGUGCUGGUCCUGUGUCCUGUGAACUUUGGUGCUGUCAGUGCACUAUCCAUCACAACCACCCAUGGUUCUUAUUUUAAAAUACCAACUCUAGAUUUUGCCUUUGUUACGGACACCGAAGAAUCUGCCAGUGCCAAUUGUCAACAGUUCUUCAUUUUCUGUAAAGCUGUUUUGUUUCAUUGUCUUCUGGGUGUUUUCGGUGUAGUUUCACAUGAUGAUAAACGCUGUUCUAAACUGGCUGAUGAGAGAGGGCGUUCAGAUGAUUUUUUUAUCAGAUAAAAUAGGGAAGAGAGGAGACUUCUGCCACUGAGUCAAUGCUGUAGAGCCCGCUGUGGGAAAGCAGAGCAUCUCUCCACAGUGGGGAAUGGAGCAACUGAGUUUUUUCAGGCAGCGAUAUUGUCUGACUCUCUUGAACCCCCCCGCCAUGAGACAAUGCUAUUACUUAUUUAGCAUUUUACCCAACGUGCGCAUUAUAGCAAAGUCAAGCAGUACGCUUCCAAUUUGUUGUUUGGCUACAAGUUGUGGUUUUGCUGAAAACAAGAGUUUGCACUAUUUCUGUGUUUAUUAUUUAAUCCUAAAAUGUUCACACUUAGUAAAUAAAGUAAAAUUAACAACUAUACCACUUUAUCUGAAAAACAUUACAGGGGUAAUAUUUACUUGUCCAGCUUGCCUCAUAGCCAGUAAUUUAAGAAUUGUUUUAGUUUGAACCUUAGAUAAAAAGUUUUGAUUCGAGUAUGGGUUUUGCUGCCUUGGAUUACAAAUUCCCAACUAAACCUGUGCUUUUCCUGAAAUCCUGAGCUGUGACUGCCAUCGGUAUUGUCUCAUGUACGGCCUGUUUGUGUAGAAACCUAGAACCGGGUUGAAAUGGAAGACUCGGGUAAACAUAAAUCCUGUUUUGUAUCAUUGUCCGAUUAUGUUCUUACAACGCGUGUAUUUCUUUACAGACCGUAUAGGUGCAUUGCACAGAUGGGCAUUUGGUUCAGCUGAGGGAAACGUUUGGCUUGAGCCCUUUGGUAACGAAUUACGACUAUUUGUUAGUUUUGAACUAAGGUAGGGAAAAGAAUAAACAACACUGAUGAAUA